ACAGCCAUCGCCAUCGCCAUCGCCCAGUCUGGGGGCUUGGUAUCGCGUUUUGGCACAACGCAUCAUUCGGCCCGCGAUUCGCUGAUGCAGAUACUGUAUCUGCGGGCUGCAGCUACCCGAGAAAUCCGAAAUUCGAAAUCCCGAUAUACAUACGCCUCGCCGGUCGUGCUCCACUUGUGCCCAUUGUUGGCCUGCUGUCACCGUAACUCACAAUUGAAUUGUUCCUUUGUUCUCCUGCUGCUGCUGCUGCUGCUGCUCCUGCUCCUGCUGCUGCCACAAAAAGAGACCCGCUCCCGAGUUUCGCAUAAUUGGCUGGCAAAGCCAGAGCCGCUGGCUUUCAAGUUGGCCGCCAGACCAAGUGUCGCCGGAGAAGGAUACAGAUACUACUGCUGCGUACUCUGAACUUGGUGCGGAGGAGACGGGCCGACCAUGCUGGUGCCGCCGGACAUGAUGGCCGCCCAGACGCGCAUGGUCUACCAGAUGAACCGCUUCUGCGCGGAGCGGGUGCAGGCCAGGAUGUUCAGGACGGCCUCGGCCAUCCGCGAGAUAUGCAAGAUCGUCCAGGACAUCCUCAAGGAGGUGGAGCUGCAGGAGCCGCGCUUCAUCUCCAGCCUCGUCGAGUGCAAUGGCAGGUUCGAGGGCGUGGAGGUCAUUUCGCCGAAUGAGUUCGAGAUAGUUUUGUAUCUCAACCAAAUGGGCGUCUUCAACUUCGUGGAUGACGGCACUCUGCCGGGCUGUGCCGUGCUGAAGCUGAGCGACGGCCGGAAGCGGUCCAUGUCCCUGUGGGUGGAGUUCAUCACGGCCAGUGGCUACCUGUCCUCGCGCAAGAUCCGAGCCCGCUUCCAAACGCUGGUGGCCCAGGCCUGCGACAAGAGUGUCUACCGCGACAUGGUCAAGAUGGUGGGCGACACCAGCGAGGUGAAGCUGCGCAUUCGGGAGCGCUUCGUGGUGCAGAUCACGCCCGCCUUCAAGUGCUCCGGCAUCUGGCCGAGAUCGGCGGCCCACUGGCCGGUGCCGCACCUCCCUUGGCCGCAUCCCAACAUCGUGGCGGAGGUCAAGACCGAGGGAUUCGACCUGCUGUCCAAGGAGAGCGUCGUCGUGCAGAACAAGAACAACAGUGCCGCCAGCAUGGAGGGCGACGCCUGGGUGCUCAGCUUCUUCGAGGCCGAGAACCGCCUUUUACAAGGUGGCUGCCGCCGGCGCUGCCUGAGCAUGCUGAAGACGCUGAGGGACAGGCACCUGGAGCUGCCGGGCAAUCCCAUCAGCGCGUACCACCUGAAGAACCUGCUGCUCUACGAGUGCGAGAAGCACCCGCGGGACUUCGAGUGGGACGAGGGCUGCAUCGCGGACCGCAUCAACGGGAUCUUCCUGCAGCUGAUAUCCUGCCUGCAGUACCGCCGCUGUCCGCACUACUUCCUGCCGGGCCUGGACAUGUUCAAGGGCAAGUCGCCCAGUGCCUUGGAGCAGGCGGCCAAGCAGGUCUGGCGCCUGACCAGGGAGCUGCUCACCAAUGCCAACGCCUUUGAGAAGUUGUAAGGGGCGGGGUCAGGGGUCAGGAUGGGUCGAUAGGUUAGGAUUAAGAGUUUAUCAUUUUCAGAUGGGGAGUUUCAAUAGUCACAUUUAAUUAAUAUGACUACUCUUAUACUUUUUUUACUAAAAAAAUAUUUUGAAAAUGUUUGUAUUAUUAUUUAACCAUUUUCCUUAUCUUUUAUGACCCUAACAAUCAUAUUUUUAAUGUUAUGAUUCUUUUUUUUGAGCACUAUUUACUUUAACUUUUGUUUUGAAAGAGUGUUUAAAUGUCUUAAAAUUAAGUGUUUUUUUUGGUAUAUUUUACAACCAACGUAGUUCCCCCAGCAUUUCAUUCACCAAUGUUUUUCGCAGCCAUCCCAAUAUCGACCCAUCCGAAAGGGGGCUGCUGGUUCCGCCGGAGACUCAAGAUACAGAUACAAAUGUAUAUAUAUAUCUCCUCGGCGGCCAUUUUGCGCCACGUCUGGCUGAUGGCCUGUGUGUGCGUGUGCGAAAGUGUUAAUGCCGAGAUGCGAGAUAAGUGCACUCCCCGUUCGACUCUACCCAACUCGACUCGAGAUAUAUAUCUGCCCAUCCAGGCGUCCGGGCUAAGCCUCAAAUAUUGUUUUUAAUAACUCGCCCCUCGACGCUCACGACGCGUCCUUUGUUGGCCCGGCGAACAAUGGAUUCGCCCGUUUCCGACUCCCGGACGGAUGGAAAAAAUCGAAAAACAAGCCCAGAAAAAAGAGCAUUUGUCCAGGCGGCUCCUUUUGCGCGGGGGCACACUCAACGUAUACGAUUGUUUCACAGCUCGCAGAUCCUAGAUCAAAGCGAUGUGAAACACAAAAAAUAGAAGAACUGCAGAGAGAUUCCAUUGAUCGUUCCAAGUCCGACUUACAUUGUUUUUUACUACCUACACACACAUGUCGAUGUCUAUUAUGCGAUGCCUAAAGUUUACCACGAUUAUCCACAGUUUGUUUUAAGUACAACAUAAUCCUAGAUUGCCUAAGCAAAACGAGAAAUGCUUGAAUAAAUUCGAGAUUAGCCAAAGGCAA
This is a messenger RNA of Drosophila biarmipes, 2561 nucleotides long. Its product is annotated as protein mab-21-like. The transcript is spliced from 3 exons. Bases 430 to 1536 code for a protein of 368 amino acids. The record is from RefSeq and is a predicted model, not a curated record. Lineage: Eukaryota; Metazoa; Arthropoda; Insecta; Diptera; Drosophilidae.